This is a messenger RNA of Amoebophrya sp. A120, 922 nucleotides long. Lineage: Eukaryota; Dinophyceae; Syndiniales; Amoebophryaceae. The record is from the annotation of a GenBank genome assembly.
GGAUGAUAAUUUUCCGGGCCACGAGGGUUUUACCGUCACCCGCGCCAGCCGUUCUGCGUCGUACAGGAAUGACGAGGACGAUGGAAAUUUCUCCUCAACUACUAGCAACUACGGGGAUAGUACUGAUGUCUCUUGGGAUGAUGAAGAUGAGGAGUAUAACGUUAACGAUCCAGAGCAUAAUGGUCAACUCGACCAAGACAGCAGCAGUGCCGCCGGCCUUUCCUCGGUUAACAGUAGUCGACAGGGGUCCAGAGAACUUGUGUUGCGGAACUUCAACGGAGCUGUAGAUGGCACUGAAAUUGAACUGUCAACACACGGCACAACAUCAACAACGAAAGCCGAGCCACGGAGAAGUAAAAGGCACAUGAAACGGAUGAUGUCCCCUGAGUCGCAUUUGCUACUCCCGGACGAGGGACGAAACAAACAAAAAGUUGGAGAAGGAACACUCUCAGGCGCUGGCUCUUCGACCCUCCUCCGGCGUGAAACGAGUGCGACUUCCAGUGCAAGUAGGUUCUCAACUGUAGAGCACGACUCGGUCACCCAAAUGAACUGUCAACCUCUCCCGGUUUCCCGUCGGGGUGGAUUGAUUCUCUAUUCCGCAAAAGAGCAAAUGGCCGUGAAUCUCCUGCCGACAUUUUUCGGCCGAGGCGAGCUGAUUUCUCAUUUGAGCAGCGCCGGGAAAUUAUCGGUCGAGCGGUUUUUGCCCUGGGAAUUCUACGAUCAAAGUAGUGCGACCGGCGUCGGUGGUGCUGGCGCUGCAGGGAAAGAGCAUGACGACCCAACAAACGCUAGUAAAACGACAGGCGAGCGGUACUUCCAAGCAGCGCAGGGUCAGUUGCUCCGCGGUCUAGGGGCUGUUGGGGACGACGGUCAAAAACAGCACGCGUCUUUCAGAACAUCAUCUUCCGAAAGCAGUUCCAGC